Molecule: messenger RNA, 1132 nt
Organism: Chelonoidis abingdonii (Abingdon island giant tortoise)
Lineage: Eukaryota; Metazoa; Chordata; Testudines; Testudinidae
Gene: C2H8orf89
Product: chromosome 2 C8orf89 homolog
Source: RefSeq, a predicted model, not a curated record
UGCCGCGGGCGCCGCCUCGGUGACUCCGUAGCAGGGCGGGGAUGCUGCUGCCCGGAGGUCGCAUCCCAGCUGCGGGGCUCCUCUUUCUCCUGCUCAGCAGCGCCGGGCACCUCCCAGCCUCUCCCGUCGCAGCCGCCGGGAGCUGAGCCCGCGGCUAGCGGCGCCAUGAGCCGGAACCAGCCCGCUGGGGGCACUGGGAAUCAUAUGUAAAAGAAAUUAAAUACCCAGAGUCAUCAUUCCUCUCCGAAUGCAGAUCACUUUCAUCUCAGGCAUCAAAAGAACAAAAAAUGCCAAGUCUAACGUCUGACCACAAAUAUCUGAAUAAUAAAGCCUCGGGAAGAUCAUUGGGAUGUUUUCCCUUUGAAAGUAACUGGAGGAGCGCAUUGUUAAAGACAGAAAGGAUAAAAAAAGCAGAAUACUCUUCAACCUUUGGCUUGAGAGACUGUGAGGAGAGUGCUGCAAUAUCAAACCUUACUCAGGGAGUCCAGACCUAUCAAGAAAACCCAUCUUCUAUUCUGCAGAUGAAAAAAGGAUUUGCAUAUGGUGCUGCUAAACCAUUUCCAACUAGCUCUUAUAGUGAAGAUGACCAUCAUUUUGUGCCAACUUCAGACAUACUUCCACAGACCUCAUCACAGUAUUUAGGAUAUGAGUUUUGCAAAAACAGGGGAGACGUACCUGUGGUGGAUCUGCAGAAGAGAGGACUAGAUUUUUGGAACCCAAGUCCACUGAAGAUGCCAGCCAUUCAUGAUGGAGGUGGAGAGAUAGGAGCUUUGAGAUCCAAGAAGAAUAACCACAUUUCCAGCAUAUGUUCACUUCCAGCGGGACCCAGAUACAAGUUCGGUCAUCACCAUUUCACAGAUCCUUUUGCUGGAGCUCCACCUGAAUACAUACAUAGACUCUCUGAAAUAAAAUCAUUUCAGUGUGAAACUAUACGUCAAGAGCAAAACAAAAAAUUGAAAAGGGGCAAGAAAGAAGAAACAUGGACAAGCUGAUGGGCAAGAAACAAGCUCUUGUGUACACUAUUUUGUGAGCUUAGAUGGUUUUGCCCACUGAAAUACAAAAACUUUGCUUUUAAAUACAGUCUGAUGCUAAAUAAUGAUUUACCUAAAAACCUGUUUAAUGUAAACAAACU